AUGGACCCCUACGAUGAUGAUUCACAAAUGCUGGAUGUACAAGAAAGCUAUUCAAGAGGCACCCUACACACGUCUGUAGAAGUGGAAGGACCUAUUCAUGGCUCCAUUCCUUCCACAAGCAUGGCUGGAAUGUUGGCGCCCAACGGGGAUGCGGAGUAUCUGAACGUAGCAACGAAGCGACUCCAAGAACCAUCUCGAGAGUCUUCCGUCUUGGCAAAUAAUGUAGCAAACCAUCUCAGCAUUGAAAUCUCGGAGGACCCAAUGCAGCAGGGACUUGACGAUUUCAUCGAUGAGCUGGAUGAAGCGGAGCACGGGCCUACGGCGCCGUACGUCUCAUCAUUACCUACCGGACUUUGCUACGAUGUCCGUAUGCGUUACCACUGCGAGCUCGAUCCACCAAAACAGAGUCGGGACUUUCAUCCUGAGGAUCCGCGGCGGAUUUUCAAGAUCUACAAAGAGCUAUGUAUGGCCGGCCUGGUCAACGAUCCUAUGCUGAAUACCGGGAAUUUGAUACCCAACCCGCUUCUUCGGAUCGACGCUCGCAAUGUCUCCGAGUCGGAGGUUUGUUUGGUACACGAUAAAAGACAUUGGGACUUCAUGGUGACUACUGCAAGUAUGGCACCGGACGAUCUGGUUGUCUUGGAAAGAACGUUCGACUCUAUCUAUCUGAAUGUCACGACUUUUAGAUGUGCGUUACUGUCUGCUGGGGGAGCUAUCGAGACUUGUCGGGCGGUUACUUCACGGCAAGUCAAGAAUGCCAUUGCGGUGAUCCGACCUCCGGGACAUCAUGCAGAGUGUAAUCAACCGAUGGGGUUCUGUAUCUUCGAUAACGUCAGCAUUGCCGCCAAAGUUUGUCGGUCGGAUUUUCCAGAGACAUGUCAAAGGAUCCUGAUACUUGAUUGGGAUGUUCAUCAUGGUAACGGCAUACAGCAGGCGUUCUACCAAGAUCCAAAUGUUCUGUACAUCUCUCUCCACGUUCAUGAGGAUGGCAAUUUUUACCCUUCUGGUAACUAUGGUGAUCAUUUGCACUGUGGUGGUGAGGCUGGAUUAGGAAGGAACAUUAACAUCCCCUGGCCCACCAAAGGCAUGGGCGACGCAGACUAUAUGCUUGCCUUUCAGCAUAUUGUUAUGCCUGUUGCCUACGAGUUCGAUCCCGAUUUGGUGAUUAUCGCCGCUGGAUUUGACGCGGCUGAGGGCGAUCAACUUGGCGGCUGUUUCGUCACUCCAGCGUGUUAUGCUCAAAUGACACACAUGCUUAUGAGUCUUGCACAAGGAAAACUUGUAGUGUGUCUUGAGGGUGGCUACAACCUCACAUCAAUCUCAAAAUCGGCUUUAGCUGUGACGCGAACUCUUAUCGGUGAGAUGCCAGACCGAAUACGAGAUACAAAAGCGACCGAAACAGGCAUCGAAACCGUUCAAAUGGUGGCUAUGUACCAGUCUCGGUUUUGGACAAGUCUUUACCCCAAGGACGCGCAUCAAGACAUUAGCAAUAAACAUGGCGCGGAGCGCAUGCACGAUGUGAUACGUUACUACCAAGCAAGCCAACUCAAGGAGAACCACAACAUGAUUAAUGUCAAGGUGUAUCGCGAGAAGCUUUCCAAGUCUUUUGAAAAUCAAGUGAUUGCAACGCCCAAUUUUGAGGACGCAGUGCCACUAGUAGUGAUCUUCCAUGACCCGCCGGAAUUAAUGGGGACGCCACAUCCUGUCACCCAUAAGCUGGAGUUGCAUAAUACAUGGCUCGCUGAUGACUUGAAGCAUUAUGUCGAUUGGGCCGCAAACCUCGGAUACGGAGUUAUUGACGUGAACGUUCCUAAGCACCUGACCAGUACUGAAAAAAACGAAGGCUAUGGGGUAGAAGACGAGGCCGAGCGUCUAUCUGAAAGCAAUGAGCUUGCUGUAUAUCUUUGGGAGAACUACAUCGAUUGCAAUGAUGCCACAGAGAUCUUCUUCUUCGGCGCCGGAUUUGCGUAUGAAAGCAUUAUACAUCUCCUCAUCAACCGAGAAGAAGAUUUCACCAAGCGGGUCACAGGUAUGGUCAACUUCAUCUCUGGAAAUCGCCUGAAAGCGGUCUCAGACCACGGCUUCUUCCAGCAUGGCCAGUCAUUGUCCAAAUGGUACCGAGCAAAUUCUGUCAAUUUUGUGGCAAAUAACCAUCUGGUCUGGGAUAUAGACGGUUCUAAGAAACCCUCGAAACGCUUUGGGAAUCUCGUGCGGAGUCCGGUUUGUGGCUUGAACGACAUGCUUGGGCAGCAUCAGGAGGAGGUACAGGGUUUCAUCACAAGGAGAGUGGUCCGAAGAGACGAUGACAUCGAAGAAGCGGAGAAAAUGAUGUGA
This is a messenger RNA of Letharia columbiana, 2334 nucleotides long. RefSeq lists its product as uncharacterized. The transcript is spliced from 15 exons. Gene Ontology annotation, cellular component: histone deacetylase complex. Gene Ontology annotation, molecular function: histone deacetylase activity. The record is from RefSeq and is a predicted model, not a curated record. Gene Ontology annotation, biological process: chromatin organization. NCBI's taxonomy places the organism in Eukaryota, Fungi, Ascomycota, Lecanoromycetes, Lecanorales, Parmeliaceae. The coding region runs from base 1 to 2334 and encodes 777 amino acids.